Messenger RNA from Kwoniella botswanensis, 1233 nucleotides. RefSeq lists its product as uncharacterized. Bases 1 to 1233 code for a protein of 410 amino acids. Gene Ontology annotation, cellular component: mitochondrial envelope. Gene Ontology annotation, molecular function: O-acyl-L-carnitine transmembrane transporter activity. The transcript has 8 exons. Gene Ontology annotation, biological process: carnitine transmembrane transport; mitochondrial transport. NCBI's taxonomy places the organism in Eukaryota, Fungi, Basidiomycota, Tremellomycetes, Tremellales, Cryptococcaceae. The record is from RefSeq and is a predicted model, not a curated record.
AUGAUCAGCCGCCAGGCUCCUUAUGAUGGGCCAUGGACCAAGAGAGCUAGACAGACUGAUGAAUGGCUGAGUCAACACAAAGUGGUCGUAUCAGCAACCACAGCUUCGCUGUUAUCAACCUUCGCGGGAUUCCCCUUAGACUCGCUAAAGUCGAGAUUACAGUCUAGUAGAGAGAAUCUAUCGAUACCCAGGUUAGCUGCUGAGGUAGUGAAAGAGGAAGGUAUAGGCGGUUUAUGGAGAGGAUUCCCGCUACCUCUCAUCACAAUAUCGAUAGUCCGUACGAUAUCAUUCACCAUCUACACGUCAACUAAACGGAUUCUCAACUCGGUACCCUCGACAUCAACUUCCCCUACCACCAAAGAAGGUCAACAACCAUGGGUGGAUCUUAAACUUGGAUUAUUCACAAAAGAUUCAGCAGCAGAUAUCGCUAUCACAAGUUGGUUAGCGGGUGCGGCGAGUGGGUCGGUAGUCUGUGUGGGCUCUGCACCCUUUGAGCUGGUCAAGGUCCGUCGUCAACUGGAAUACCAGAUCUAUCGAGACUCCCACCCCGAAAUAUUCCGUCCUAACCCCCCUCCAUCAGCAGGAGCGUCCCUACCUACCAACCCCACACCCGCACCGAAACCUCCGGCAUUCGUCCCUCCCACAACUAUCCAAGCUGUUAAGCUCAUCAUCAACUCAUCGGGUUAUAGGGGUCUAUAUAUAGGAUGGAGAUUACAUUUCAUCCGUGAUACACUUGGUACAGCAUUGUAUUUCGCUGAAUACGAUGUCAUGCGUUAUUAUCUUGGUCGAUCUAAAUCCACUUACCGCCCAGGUCAAGGAGAAGGGGAUAUAGGAAGUGGAGCGAAAGCUGAGAUUCAAGGUGAUGUGCCGAAUUGGGCUAAAGGUUUUUUACCCAAGAGUAUGAUACCGUUUUUAUGUGGGAGUUUGGCGGGGGUUAGUAGUUGGGCGUUGAUCUAUCCCGUCGACACGAAAGCCCAACAAAGAGGAUUGUCGGGUCUCGAACCUCGUACUCCAUGGGUCCAACUGAAAAGAUUAGUAAGAGGUACGAAUAAGGACAACCCGAAACCUUGGUUGAUGGGUAUCGCGAGAUUGUAUAGAGGCCUCGGUGUAUCAAUGAUACGGUCCAUGCUCACUCACGGAUUGCUAUGGACGAUAGUGGAUGCAGCGGGUAAUUGGAUCGAAACGAAACCUUUUGAGAGGUUGGCCAUCAAGACUAUGGGUGAAUUGAAAUAG